GCUCUUCCGAGGCGGGGGAAGCGGCGCUCAGUCGGAAGUGACGCACGCGCGCGUUCGGCGAAGUGGCGGCGUUUUAACCAGUUUAGCGGUCUGGUUCGGGUUGUACACUUAAUCACCGCCCGGGAGGAGAUUCCAGAAUUCUGGUGCUUUGCCGAAGGGAUCCAAGCCAGUGUGCCGACCUUCCGGUGCAGACGAGACAGCCGAAGCUCCGCCUGCCGAGACGCCGGGAAGCCGGGACAGGGCCAGAGGGGCGUAGAGGAAAGGGGCCCGCGGGCCAUGGCUGCACCUUCCGGGGUGGGUCCCGCGUCCCUGCGGUUUGUAGCUGCCGCCAGCUGGCUGGUUGUCCGCCAGCGCCGCGUGGAGCACUUCCCCAAAGUGUUAGAGUUUCUGCAGUCCCUGCGCGCUGCCGUCCCCGGCUUGGUUUGCUAUCGACACCAUGAACGCCUGUGUAUGGGCCUAAAGGCCAAGGUGGUGGUGGAGUUGAUACUGCAGGACCGACCCUGGGCCCAGGUCCUGAACGCCCUGGAUCAUUAUUUCCCGGAGUCGACACCAGUACCGCUGGUUCCUGAAGGCACAAAGCAAGACAGGAAGAUUUUGGAGGCGCGGGAAAAUUUUUGCCUGCUUGUGAAACAGUUGUCGAAGGCUGAGGAUUUGGCUUCAAGCCUGCAAGAACUCGAACAAGACUAUGGGGAACCUUUUCUGGUUGCCAUGGAAAAGCUGCUAUUUGAAUACUUGUGUCAGCUAGAAAAGGCACUGCCUGCAGUCAAAGCACAAGAGCUUCAGGAUGUGCUAAAUUGGAUUCAGCCUGGCUGUUUGGUCACCGAUUCUGUUGCUAUGCACCAGUAUGGUAUGGACAUGGGAUGGCCAUUUCCAGAGAGCUCUGCUUCUGGCUCAGUGAAUCCGCCUGAACCCAAGGAACAGAGUCCUCGUCAGCAAACAAAACGAGCACUCCACAGUCCUCUGCUUAAAGCUAAGCUUGGCCUUCAUGGACCAGUUUCACAAGAACACCCAGAACAUCUAGCUGGCAACCGCUUUAAUCUGGCCCCUCUAGGACAGCGAAAAUCCCGAUCACAGUGGACAUCUUCGAAGGGAUGCCAUAAAGAGCGGCCCACCGUCAUGCUGUUCCCAUUUAGGAAUAUGAACUUACCAGCCCAGGAUUUAUCUAACCCUAAAAGUAGGGAAGAGCAUGGACUGGACACAGCAGGCUCUAUGGGUACACAAACAGUCUCCAGAGGAAAGUCUAAGACUCCACCUCAGACCCUCGGGAAAAGGGCCCCAGAGGAGGAUCCACCUGACUCAGAUGCUGCAGAGCAAAAGGAGAACUCUAUGAAUUGCUACAUGGAUCCUCUAAGACUCUCAUUAUCACCUCCUAGAGCCAAGAAACCAGUGCAGUUCCCAUCACUGUGUAGCUCUGUCAUUACCAUAGGGGACUUGGUUUUGGACUCUGAUGAGGACGAAAAUAACCAGAAGGAAGGAGAGGAGUCUCUGAAAAACUAUCAGAAGACAAAGUUUGACACCUUUAUCCCCAUGUUUUGUGACUACAUGCCUGAGUCCUGCCUAUUCCUUCCUGGCAAGAUAACCAAUUCUAGGGUCCUGUAAUGGUUCUGGAAUGUCCUUUGCAUUCUGUCCAUCUACCCCUGCAGCUCUGCAUGUAGUUUCGUGGGAAUGAAGAAGAAACCCAGACCUGAGUUGCCUGGCUACAUUGCUAAAGCCUUGCAAUGCUUGAAAAUUAAAACUUGAGUGUGUUA
Messenger RNA from Phodopus roborovskii (desert hamster), 1748 nucleotides. RefSeq names its product TERF1 interacting nuclear factor 2 (gene Tinf2). Gene Ontology annotation, molecular function: telomeric repeat DNA binding. Gene Ontology annotation, biological process: telomere capping; regulation of telomere maintenance via telomere lengthening. NCBI's taxonomy places the organism in Eukaryota, Metazoa, Chordata, Mammalia, Rodentia, Cricetidae. The transcript has 9 exons. The record is from RefSeq and is a predicted model, not a curated record. Bases 277 to 1599 code for a protein of 440 amino acids. Gene Ontology annotation, cellular component: shelterin complex.